AUGGCCAGUGAUGCUAGUUUUGCUGAUAAUCAAGAUCGCGCUAGCUUAAUAGGGUAUAUUAUUUAUUUAUUCAAUAGCCCUAUUGAUUGGCUAAGCAAGAAACAGUGUUAUGUGAUUCUUUUAACUACUGAAGCUGAAUUAUUAGCCCUAACUACUGCAGUCAAAAGAUUUUUUAAACAAAUAGAGUUUAGCUCUAAUCAACACUUCUCUAUAUUAUAUAACAACCAUCAAACAGUCAAAAUUCUUACUGAUAAGAAUUUCCUCUUUUGGACUAGUCUGAAAUAUAUUAAUAUUAUUAAUUAUUAG
This is a messenger RNA of Aspergillus heteromorphus CBS 117.55, 306 nucleotides long. RefSeq names its product Ty1/Copia family ribonuclease HI. NCBI's taxonomy places the organism in Eukaryota, Fungi, Ascomycota, Eurotiomycetes, Eurotiales, Aspergillaceae. The transcript has 2 exons. The coding region runs from base 1 to 306 and encodes 101 amino acids. The record is from RefSeq and is a predicted model, not a curated record.